This is a messenger RNA of Labrus bergylta (ballan wrasse), 925 nucleotides long. RefSeq names its product epithelial membrane protein 3a (MAM blood group) (gene emp3a). Gene Ontology annotation, cellular component: plasma membrane. NCBI's taxonomy places the organism in Eukaryota, Metazoa, Chordata, Actinopteri, Labriformes, Labridae. The record is from RefSeq and is a predicted model, not a curated record.
GGUGCUGUGAUGAUGCUUAACCGGACGAAUGUUAUUUUUGGUGUUGAGUUGGUCCACAGAUUUGAGGGGGAGGGCAGGGAACAUUUAGAGGAAAUGGGUGUUGAGAACUCCACCUAUCAAACUCCACAUUCCUCUUCUGUGCCCUUCUGUCCAAGUUCUGGAGCUAAAACGUGAGGACAGUACGAGCACAGAGGGAGGAAAGUUACAACUAGGAGUAAAUCUACAACAUUAACUGGAGGGUACUGAAUUUACGGCACUGAAGCUGAAGGGGCUGUUUGUACACAGGAUACCAGACUCUUACCUCAUCUCACAGCAGCCAUGGUGUGUCUACUCAUAUCCAUAACUGUACUGCAUUUGGUCACUCUGGCCAUGCUCCUCACUGCCACCCUGGAAAAGUGGUGGGUAUGGGAAGAUUCUAAAAUCUCAGACCUCUGGUUUAACUGCUUCCAUGACAACGCCACAGACACCUGGUUGUGUGCUACUACAGAUGACAGCGAAUGGCUGCAAUCUGUCCAGGCCCUGAUGAUCCUCUCUGUUGUCUUCUCCUCAAUCUCCUUCCUGGUUUUUGUUGGUCAGCUGAUCACCAUCUCCAAAGGAGGACUCUUCUACUUCACAGGCCUCUGUCAGGCCUUUGCAGGUCUCACAGUCUUUGCUGCCUGCCUCAUCUUCACCUUCCACAGGAAGGAAAUCUUAGGUGACACUAGAGACCUGAGCAAAGGACACUUUGGCUACUGCUUCAUCCUGGCAUGGCUGUGUGUCCCAAUCCUCUUUGUCAGUGCAAUCCUGUACGCCCACCUGCGCAAGAGGCAAUGAGAAAAGAAACAGAGAGGAGGGGAAAGCUUCCAUAUUAACCAUAUUCAGGGUGCCCUGACAUCAAGCUUUGGGUGGGAAGCUUAAGAGCUGUUAAAAUAAAAUUGUGUGUUCC